AUGCGCCCUCAGGGCCGCCGUGGAAUCCCCUCGGCUCCCCCGGCGCUGCUGCUGCUGCCGCUGCUAUUGCCGCUGCUGGGGGCGCCGCGCGGCGUGGGCGCUGGGGCUGGCCCGCCGGCAGAGCUGCGGGUCCGUGUGCGGCUGCCGGACGGCCAGGUGACGGAGGAGACCCUGCAGGCGGACAGCGACGCCGACAGCAUUAGCUUGGAGCUGCGCAAGUCCGACGGGACUCUGAUCUCUUUCACUGCCGACUUCAAGAAGGACUGGAGUCCAGAGCAACAGCGGGCGUGGCGGGGAGGAGCCACCAGGCCCGGUUGGGGCAGACAGGUGUUCCGCAGGGUCGGGACCCACCCCGGCAGCACCCCACGCCCGCUCCCCUGGCCCCCAGCUCCCCGUAUGCAAAUCACUGCUUUGCAUGGGCCCGGGGCCAGGCGCGUGGGCCCUGCCAGGGGGCGUGGCCGGCGGCCCCCGCCCCGCGCCGCACCGCGUGCUCACCUGGGGAGUGUGGCAAUCCUGGCCGCGCCGUGUGCUGCCCGGGCCGGAGCAGCGGAGCGCGCGACGGCGGUGGCGACGGCUCCAGCAGUGGCUCCUGAGGCGGCGGCAGCCGGGGGCGGGAGGAAGGAGACCCUGGCGUCCCAGGGGACCCGGCUGGGGCAGACGCGAGGGGCCUGGGGGGGCGCUGGCUUUGGCCCCGCCUGGGGCAGGAUGGUGAAUCUGGAACCCGUACACACAGAUAUCAAGAUGAGUGGAGAUGUCGCCGAUUCCACGGAUGCUCGCACUGCCCUUGGCCAGGUGGAGACAGGAAAUGAUCGAAAUGGCCUAGAUUUCAACAGACAGAUUAAAACUGAGGACCUCAGUGACUCCCUGCAGCAGACCCUCUCCCACCGGCCAUGCCACCUGUCACAAGGUCCUACCAUGAUGUCCGGAAACCAGAUGUCUGGGGACAUGGCUUCCCUCCAUCCGCUCCAACAGCUGGUACUGGUUCCCAGCCACCUUCAGUCUGUAUCGCAGUUCCUGCUCUCUCAGACCCAGCCUGGCCAGCAAGGUUUGCAGCCAAAUCUUCUCCCCUUUCCACAGCAACAAAGCAGUCUCCUCCUCCCUCAGACUGGGCCAGGCCUUUCUUCCCAGGCUGUUGGGCGCUCUGGGCUGCCAAGCUCUUCUUUAGAAUCCCAUCUGGAAGCAUCCCAACACCUCCCAGUGCCUAAACAUCUGCCUAGCUCUGGAGGGGCCGACGAACCUAGUGACCUUGAGGAACUGGAGAAGUUUGCCAAGACCUUUAAGCAAAGGCGCAUCAAGCUGGGAUUCACACAGGGAGAUGUGGGGCUGGCGAUGGGAAAGCUAUAUGGCAAUGACUUCAGCCAGACUACCAUUUCACGAUUUGAGGCCCUGAAUCUGAGCUUCAAGAACAUGUGUAAGCUCAAGCCACUGUUGGAGAAAUGGCUGACUGAUGCAGAAUCCUCUCCUUCCGACUCCUCGGUGAGCACCCCCAGCUCUUACCCGACCCUCUGUGAAGUAUUUGGGAGGAAGAGGAAGAAACGGACCAGCAUUGAGACCAAUAUCCGUCUGACUCUGGAGAAGAGAUUUCAAGAUAACCCCAAGCCCAGCUCAGAGGAGAUCUCCAUGAUUGCAGAGCAGUUGUCCAUGGAGAAGGAGGUGGUGAGGGUCUGGUUCUGCAACCGUCGCCAAAAGGAGAAGCGAAUCAACUGUCCUGUGGCCACACCCAUCAAAUCACCCAUCUACAGUUCCCGGCUGGUCUCUCCCUCGGGAUCUCUGGGUCCCCUUUCUGUCCCCCCUGUCCACAGCACCAUGCCUGGAACAGUCACGUCAUCCUGUUCCCCUGGGAACAACAGCAGGUCUUCAUCUCCUGGCUCAGGACUCCAUGCCAGCAGCCCCACUGCAUCUCAAAAUAACUCAAAAGCAGCAGUGAACAACUCCAGUUUUAACUCUUCAGGAUCUUGGUAUCGAUGGAAUCAUCCCACCUACCUCCACUGA
Molecule: messenger RNA, 1992 nt
Organism: Chrysochloris asiatica (Cape golden mole)
Lineage: Eukaryota; Metazoa; Chordata; Mammalia; Afrosoricida; Chrysochloridae
Gene: POU2F3
Product: POU class 2 homeobox 3
Exons: 14
Coding region: 1-1992 (663 amino acids)
Biological process (GO): regulation of transcription by RNA polymerase II
Cellular component (GO): nucleus
Molecular function (GO): RNA polymerase II cis-regulatory region sequence-specific DNA binding; DNA-binding transcription factor activity, RNA polymerase II-specific
Source: RefSeq, a predicted model, not a curated record